This is a messenger RNA of Ipomoea triloba (trilobed morning glory), 1569 nucleotides long. RefSeq lists its product as uncharacterized. Gene Ontology annotation, cellular component: chloroplast. The record is from RefSeq and is a predicted model, not a curated record. The transcript is spliced from 4 exons. NCBI's taxonomy places the organism in Eukaryota, Viridiplantae, Streptophyta, Magnoliopsida, Solanales, Convolvulaceae. Bases 133 to 1248 code for a protein of 371 amino acids.
UACAAUAAUAAUUAAGUGUGUUCGUUGCUCUAAAUUCAACCAGAAGAAAUUGAACGGUCAAUAAACUGCUGUUGAGAAAAAAAUAUCUCAGAAUCGCUCUGCUCAGCUCAGCUCAGCUCCUCGAUCUCAUCCAUGGCUUCCUAUGCUGUAUUUCACCUACCAUCAUCUUCCUUAACUAUAGCCUCUAAAACCCACCGAUCAUUGCGUGCUCAAAACUUCCAUGCCUACAAGCCCCUUAGAAUCGAGGCCUCUACUUCUCUCGACUACUCAAACACCUCCAUCUCCAAUAAACCGCACGCAUCUUCUAAGAAUAGUACUUGGCAAUGGAAGUAUAAGGAGAACUCCGUGAAUAUAUAUUAUGAGGCGCAUGAAAAGGAAGAGAAAGAUGAGUCUUCCAAGAAUAUUCUGAUGAUACCAACUAUUUCUGAUGUUAGCACUGUGGAGGAAUGGAGGUCAGUCGCCAAAGACAUUGUAGGGCGAGAUGGGGCAGCUGGUUACAGGGCUACCAUUGUGGAUUGGCCAGGUUUGGGAUACUCUGAUAGGCCUAAGCUGGAUUACAAUGCUGAUGUUAUGGAGAAAUUUUUGGUUGACUUCAUCAAUGCACCUGAUGGUCCUGUAAGCAACUCAGGUAAUGACUUGGUGGUCAUUGGAGGAGGGCAUGCUGCAACUCUAGCAGUUCGUGCUGCAAAGAAGGGUUUAGUGAAGCCAGUUGCCAUUGCUGCUAUUGCACCAACCUGGGCUGGUCCACUUCCUAUUGUUUUUGGUAGAGAUUCUAAUAUGGAGACAAGGUAUGGUCUUCUUAGAGGAACUUUACGGGCUCCUGCUGUUGGUUGGAUGAUGUACAAUGUACUUGUUAGCAAUGAGAAAUCAAUUGAGUCACAGUACAAAUCCCAUGUUUACGCAAAUCCAGAUAAUGUCACCUCAAGUAUUAUUGAGAGCCGAUAUGCACUUACAACGCGGAAAGGUGCUCGAUAUGUGCCUGCAGCUUUUUUGACUGGUUUACUUGACCCAGUAAAGUCCAGAGAGGAAUUUGUUCAGCUUUUUGCGGGAUUGCAAGGAGGGACACCUAUUCUAGUUAUUUCAACUUCAGGCUCACCAAAGAGAUCAAAAGCUGAGAUGGAAGCCCUUCGGGAAGCCGAAGGUGUGAGCAAAUAUGUUGAAGUGCCAGGUGCUCUUCUUCCCCAAGAAGAGUAUCCUGAGAAAGUUGCUGAAGAGCUUUACAGGUUUUUACAAGAGUAUUUGAGCUAAAGACUGAUAACCAGUUAAGAGGUAAACGAUUUCCUUCUUGCUGAGUAGUAAUGAAGAUUAAUUGUUUAACCCUUGUAUGAGUAUCACCUGUUUUAUACACGACAGUUUUGUUUAUAUGAAAACAUAAGCGAAAAUAUAUCUGUAUUUAGUGAGCCACUGAGCCAUUGCUUGGUUGCAUUAAGACCUAAAAGUUUGAGGUUCCAUCCAAGCCUGGUGACUUGUGAUGAGUCUACCUUGAAGUGCCACAUUGAUUACAAAAACUGUACUCAGAAUACUUGCUACUCAUGAUAUAAACACCUUUUCGAUAGAUGUUUAGUUUCA